UUAAGAAGAAACAACGUUUUCGCAUAAAAUAUCUCGCAAAUUGUCGAACAAUGUCUGUUGAGCUAUUUGCGAAAGAUGAUGCUAUAAAUUUGUUUAAAUCGCAAAGAAUCCUCAUGUUUGGCGAUUCUAAUAUGCGAGCUUUGUAUAAGGAUUUAAUAUGGUUAACGAGAUAUGGCACAUUAAUACCUAACGAAAAAUUAAGAGCAAAAAAUGAAGAUUCUUUCUCUGGAGAUAAACGAUUAUCAGAAGGUGUGUUAACAGCAAGUCGAAAUUAUGUUGAAAUAAGAGAAUAUAAGCGUGAAUUUCAUUUGCAUUACGAAUUUAUCACGAGAAUUUACACCAAAAAGUUUGAGGAUUUCAUAGAAUCUUUGAAAGUUCCCCCAAAUUUUAUUAUAAUGAAUAGUUGUGUGUGGGAUUUAUCUCGCUGGGGUCCAAACGGGAUUCAAGAUUACAAAGCAAAUGUGGAUAAAACAUUACAUUUGCUAAGAAAUAAGUUCCCCAAAACCUGCAUUGUAUUUACAACAACUUUACCUAUUAGUUUAAAAGCACGUGGUGGCUUCUUAACAGAAAAUGUGCAAUUUCUCAACGCUGUGUUACCUUUCAGUAUUGUAGAAGCGAAUUAUUACGUUGCUAAAUGUUGCCGAAAAUACGACAUCGAUCUAAUUGAUUUACAUUAUUACAUGCAACAUCAAAUAGAUAGUUUAGCAAUGGAUGGUAUUCAUUGGGACCCAGCUGCCAUAAGAUUUAUUAAUAACAUUAUUUUCACAAAUUUAUGCCAAAAAGUUGGUAAACAACUACCAAAUAAUAUAGCAAUACAUCGAAAGUGCAAUACCAAAGAAAACGAACGCAAAGAAAUCGCCAAAAACGAAAUAAAACCGAAAAUUGAACAAAAUUACUACAACAGAUACGACUUCACUACUUGUAAUUAA
This is a messenger RNA of Onthophagus taurus, 929 nucleotides long. Its product is annotated as PC-esterase domain-containing protein 1A-like. The record is from RefSeq and is a predicted model, not a curated record. Lineage: Eukaryota; Metazoa; Arthropoda; Insecta; Coleoptera; Scarabaeidae. Gene Ontology annotation, molecular function: hydrolase activity, acting on ester bonds.